Messenger RNA from Lasiosphaeria miniovina, 2919 nucleotides. RefSeq names its product armadillo-type protein. The transcript is spliced from 6 exons. The coding region runs from base 1 to 2919 and encodes 972 amino acids. Gene Ontology annotation, molecular function: small GTPase binding. The record is from RefSeq and is a predicted model, not a curated record. Gene Ontology annotation, biological process: protein import into nucleus. Lineage: Eukaryota; Fungi; Ascomycota; Sordariomycetes; Sordariales; Lasiosphaeriaceae. Gene Ontology annotation, cellular component: cytoplasm.
AUGGCGUCCAAUGGGGUGCUCGGCGACUUCGCUGUCCCAAAUAUCCUGGCGGCCAUGCUGACCAUGCGUAGUGGGGACAACGCGAAGAAAAGGAUCGCGAUGGACUUUCUGGGCAAAUUCCAGAAAUCUAAAGAUGCGUGGACCACGACGAUUACCAUCUUGCAGACGUCGACCGAGGGAGAGGCGCAGCUCUUUGCGGCGACGACGUUGAAGGGCAAGAUCACAUAUGAUCUUGCCACGCAGAUAACCGAGAGCGACCUCCCCGCCCUGCGCAACCAGAUCCUCGUCCUGCUCAAGAAGUACGCAGGAGGUCCCAAGGCGGUUCGGGUCCAGCUCUGCGUGUGCCUCGCCAUCCUGGCCAUUCAAAUGCAGACGUGGAAGGACGUGCUGCCCACCGUUGUCUCGGCCCUCGGUAACGACGUGGCUAGCCAUGCCUGCAUCCUGGACUUCCUGCGAGUGCUUCCCGAAGAGGUCACGGAAGGCCGCAAGAUUACCUUGUCUGAAGAGGACCUCGCGCAGAGAACAACGGAGCUGCUGGCAGAAAACGCGCAGCAGGUUGUCCAGCUACUUAUCGAUUACGCCGUAUCUUCUCCCUCCGCCGCCGUAAACCCACAGCUAUUCGAGUGCAUCACUUCCUGGCUGCGCGAGGUGCCCGUAGCCGUCGUCGUCAACUCACCGCUUCUGAACGCCGUUAUCAACGGGUUGUCAAACGAUAAGUCACUACAGACGGCUGCUGAAUGUCUCGGCGUCAUUUGUCGGGAGACUAAGGAUGUCGACGACAAUAUCGCCACCAUCCAGACCCUCCUCCCUCGAAUACUGGAAUUGAGACCGCGCAUCCAGGCCCUGGCUGAUGAAGAGGAUAUAGACGGCUUGAAGGCCAUCACGAGGGUGUUCGCUGAUGCUGGCGAUUCGUGGGUUUUGAUUAUCGCCCGCGAGCCGCAGCACUUCCGUCCCCUUGUUGACGCGCUUCUCGAGUGCUGCGCUAGGGAUAAGGACAGAGAUGUCAUCCACUACACGUUUCCGUUUUGGUACGAGCUGAAGCAGUAUCUCACGCUCGAGCAUUAUAUCGAGGCGAGAUUGCAGCUGAAUGACGUCUUCUCGAAACUGGUCGACAUUCUGCUCAAGCACCUAGAGUAUCCCUCCUCAGACGACCCCAACGAACUCGACCUGUUCGACGGAGACAGGGAGCAGGAGGAAAAAUUCCGCGAGUUCCGCCAUCUCAUGGGGGAUACUCUCAAGGACGCAUGCCAGGUUAUGGGCGUCUCCGAGUGCCUCACCAAGGUCCACAACGCGAUCAAGCUGUGGAGGGAAACGUACGGCAGCCAAGCAACGCAAACAGCGGUACCGCACUGGCAGGUGCUCGAGGCCCCUCUCUUUGCCAUGCGCGCUAUGGGACGCAUGGUAGACAAGAACGACAGCACAAUCCUACCGCAGAUUAUGCCCUUGUUGGUUCAGAUCCCAGUGAACAACGAGAAGCUCCGGUUUGCGGCCAUAAUGGUUUUCGGUCGCUACACGGAAUGGACAUCAGCGCACCCCGACUUCCUCCAGCCGCAGUUCCAGUAUAUCGUGGCGUCCUUCCAAACCGACUCGCAGGAAAUUCUUCGUGCUGCCGCCCAGGGCUUCAAAUACUUUUGUGUUGACUGCAAGGAUCUUCUAGGGUCCCAGGUCAUUCAGCUUCAGACCUUUUAUGACCAGAUACUCGACAAGCUUCCGGAUCCUAGCAAGGAAGAGAUGACAGAGGGAGUCGCAAGCGUCAUUGGCGUUCAGAAGACCGAAGAUAUGUUCAAGCUGCUCAAGCUUUACUGCGACCCUCUGGUGCAGCGUCUAAUGGACAGGGCCAAUACCGCUACCGACGAUGCCGCAAAGGUGGCCCUCGCUGAUCAAAUCAACCUCCUGACGCACUUCAUCCAGCAAGUGGUGCCGUAUUUGCCUGCCGGCGCGGAGAACCCUGCCGUCAAAUACUGGGAGGAAGUUUUCCCGGUGCUCUCGACCAUCCUGGAGAACUUUAUCGGUUUCAUCCCAAUUUGCGAAAGAGUCUGCCGGGUCUGGCGCUUCAUGGUCAUCUCAUACAGAACCGCCAUGACCCCCCUACUUGCACCCCUUGCCAACAAACUGGCGAUAGGCUUCGCUGCAUCGAAGCAGGGUUGCUUCCUCUGGGUCACUAGCGCCAUUCUUCGCGAAUUCUCGGAAGACCGUGAACACGUGAACGAUAGCAUAGCCGAGCACAUCUACAUGUUCUUUGAGGCACAGGCAACAAAUGUACUCCGAGUCAUGAGCGACUUGCCCCCGAUCGAUCUCCCGGACGUCAUCGAGGACUUUUACCGGCUCCUCAUUGACGCCCUCCUCUAUUACCCCCACAAACUGAUACCAUCUCCUCUCUUUACUCCCAUCUUCCAGGCUGCCAUAUCCGCCCUGUCACUGGAGAAGCAAGAGCCUGUAUCGGCUGCUCUCCACUAUCUCCGUGAUCUUCUGACCUACGGUGGCCAGAACCCCGCUGGCUCUGCCGACCAGAUUGGCGCCACCCACGACCAGCUGCGACAAAUUGUUCGGGCGCUCUUGCUCUCGCAGGGCGAGUCACUGGUCAAACAAACAAUGGCCGGCAUGAUGAUUACCUUCCCCCGCGACUGCUUCCCCGAUGGAAGUGGAGUGCUGCUGGGUAUGUUUGAAAUACUUCCCGCCGAGACCACUGAGUGGCUGGGCCGAACCAUGCAAAUGCUCCCAGCAGGCACUGUCACCCCUGCCGAGGCCAACCGCCUGCUUGCCAAGAUCAGGGAAAAGGUCCAGUCCUCGGACUUUUCGAACCUGAGACAGGUGCGCGUGCUUCUCCAGGACUUUACCAACACGUACCGGCGACGCUACAUAGCUCCCAGAGACGGGCUUGGCCAGCUUGAGGCAGCCCGCUUUCACUUUUCGGGUUAG